AUGAUGGAAACACAGACCGCAACCGCGCCAGUCUUGGCGUCAUCGCGCCAGUCCGGACGUAGUUCCGACAGCAGUAGUUCGCUGGACGCCAUUGCGCAAGAGAAACAGAGACUGGCCGCCGCCAACUUCGCUUCCUCGACGGACCGAGACCGUCCGGACCUACACAACGCCGCCUCCCCAAAACGGUGGAAGACCUUCUGGACCGCCUUCCGCUAUCUGCAACACUUGACCCCCAAGCAGGUCGAUGAUUUCAUGGCCUCCUACGUCAUCUACAACCUGGACUGGUCCGACGAGAAGCAGAUGAUCGAGACGCUGGGCCCCAACUACCAGGACAAAGUCGGCGACUGCCUCAAGGCGUACUAUGGCGUGCUCAACCACCUGUGCGCCCUGGGCGACGUCGAGAAGAUGUACAUCCCCCCGUUCAUGAGCAAAAAGGCCACCGUGCUGGAGAACCAGCUGCUGUACGAGGAGUCGAUCGCCCGCGACAUCGGGCUCAAGGCCGGAGAUCGCGUGCUGGAUCUGGGUUGCGGCCGCGGGCGGGUGGCGGCGCACAUGACGCAAUUUUCCGGCGGCGCCCAGGUCACCGGCAUCAACAUCGAUCCCAACCAGAUUGCGCAGGCGCAAAAGUUCAACGACAAGCGCGGCUUCCGCAACAAGUUCGUCGUCCAGGAUUUCAACUCCCUGCCGCUGCCCUUUGAGGACGAGUCCUUCGACGCCUUCUACCAGAUCCAGGCCCUGAGUCUCUGCAAGGACCUGACCGUCCUCUUCCGCGAGAUCUACCGCGUCCUCAAGCCCGGCGCCCGGAUCUCGCUGCUCGACUGGGUCAGCUUGCCGGCGUACGAUCCCACCAACCCGGAACAUGCCGAGCUCAUGCGGCGCGUCAAGCCGCUCAUCGGCGCCGUCGGCACCCCGACCCCGGAGGUCCUGGAACGCGCCCUGGCCGACGCCGGGUUCACUGUCCUGAAGUCGGACAACGCCAGCUUGGACGGCUUGCAGGCCCCACUCAUCGACACCGUCGACAUCUACUUCCGAUCCAUGCGCCAGGUCAUCCUGGGCUUGGUCAAGGUGCAUGCGCUGCCGCACCACUUCAAGACCCUGAUCAACCGUCUGUGUCUGGAUGGCCAGGCGUUUGUCAAGAUGGACCGCAUGCGCCUGUGUUCCACGAGUUAUCGGAUCAUUGCGCAGAAGCCUCAACGGUGA
This is a messenger RNA of Aspergillus clavatus NRRL 1, 1200 nucleotides long. Its product is annotated as class I SAM-dependent methyltransferase. Gene Ontology annotation, biological process: ergosterol biosynthetic process. The record is from RefSeq and is a predicted model, not a curated record. Lineage: Eukaryota; Fungi; Ascomycota; Eurotiomycetes; Eurotiales; Aspergillaceae. The transcript has a single exon. Gene Ontology annotation, molecular function: sterol 24-C-methyltransferase activity. The coding region runs from base 1 to 1200 and encodes 399 amino acids. Gene Ontology annotation, cellular component: endoplasmic reticulum.